UUUAUGCAGAGGACAUGGGUCAAAAAGGCAUCUCUUUAAACACUGACUGUAAACUGUAGAUUUUAGGAACGUCAUAUUAGUUAGAAGUUAGUUGUUUUGUUUAGUGUUUUCCACCACUUCAUUUUCACCAUCCAUAAUUCCAGUGAGCUGUUUUGUAAUAAUACCGUACUUUCCGGACUAUAACCUGCUACAGUUUUCACACGCUUUGAACCCUGCAGUUUAAACAAUGAUGCAGCUAAUUUAUGGAUCUUUACGGGUUAACGAAGUUCAUAUCACUAGCAAUCACUGACUUUUCUGGUAGGCUACUGUGUGUUAUACUAGUAUUGUAUACUUGUCCAUGAAUGGACGUAUGUGCAUAUAUAUACAUAUAUGUGCAUAUAUGUGCUAAUGUUAGCUUCGGCCCUGGAGCAGAUCACUAAGUCUCCCUUGUUCAUUCCAACUACGGUCAGGGCUAUGAAGCAGGUAAGAGCUAACAUGUAACCAGACAUGUUACAGGCACUGUUUGGAAAAAAUCAUUUAUUUAAUUAAAAGUGAAAAAAAAAAAAUUCUGCACAAAAAUCCCAUGUUACAACAUGGACACCUGUGGCUUAUACAGAAGUGUGGCCAAUAUAUGUACAAUUAUUUUUUUAAAUUUAGUGGCUGCAGCGUAUAUUCAGGUGUGCUCAAUAGUCCGGAAAUUACGGUAAGGUUUUGUUUCCUCAUAUGUCAUGAAUGAUUCCAUGAUUUGAACUGUUGUCAUUUGGUUUUGGAUUCGUACCAUCAGGUGAAGAGACAGUUUCCAGAAGCUAGAUUAGCGCCUCACUCUUCUAACUUCCAGUCCCAUCCUCCUCCCCGCACUCCACCAAAACAAAGCACGGGACCCCCGAGAGACAAAAGUGACAAAACCCAAUCGUCGGAGGACUCUAUGGUGGCAAAAGCUGUGUCGAAAAUGGGAACGCUGCUGACUGCGGUGAGUAAAAAAUCCGGACAGCCUCCAGUCAUCCACCCACCUUGGAACAAAGCCAGGGUUCGACCGAUGGACGCGGGGGAUCAUGGAGCAAGAGAAAGGCAAGAAGAAAAGAAUGAGCGACUGGCCGGCAAAGGGCGAGAGAGAUUAGAGUUGGUGAGGACAGGAAAUAAUGCAUGGGAAAGAGAGAACUCCUCAGAAAGAGGAAGAGAAAGACCUGAAAACCAAACACGGGGAAAGGACAAAACAAACGGCCUGGGCAAUGCUCUUAUUGGACCGAACGGCGUCUGGCCUGAGCACAGGGGACAGCUGCCCGGCCUGUCGUCGUUUGGCCGCUCUUUCAGCGCCGACCACAGCAUGGUCAUAGAUGGUAGUUAUUUCCAAACGUCAGUUGAAGCCAGCAGGCCCCCGGUGUUGAGACAAAAGCUGAGCAAGUCCCUCGGUCUUAUCUCCCUCACCAGGAGGCUGCAAGGCCCUGCCAGGGUGGGAACUGAGCAGUGGAGGGAUGACGUCAGCUGGGACAGGGGACAGGAGAUCCACAGGAAGAUCAAUGGCCCCAUAGGAGACAUGACCGUGUCCGCCUCAGUGUCAGAGAGACCCCGAGGAGACGCCAGGAGGUGGGGGGUGGACGACCAAGAGGAGGAAGUCUCCUCUGGUGGCUGGUGGAGACGAGGGAAACGGUUUCACGACAGUGAUUCCGAGACUGCAAGUGGGGGCAAAGAGUCUCCCUCGGAAUUUAGCCUCUCUGACGAUACGAGUCCAGGUCCAUCCAUUACCACUGAGCAGGACAAGACAGAGAGCGAAACAGAGACGGAGAAAAAUCAAUCAGACUCCGGGUCGGACAAGGAAGGAGACACUCCUGACAGGAGAAAAGAGUCGGAAAGCAGAGGUCGAACGGAGGAAGGAGAAGGUUCCGGGUCUGGGUCUGGAUUAGAGAGUGACAAGGAGGACAAACGUGCAAAGCACAGUGCAAGUAAGAGUUCAACGAGCAGUGACAGUAUUAGACACAAAAGUGCCAAAACAAGAAGCAGGAAGUCGUCGAACAGCCAGACAAAUAAGAGCAACAGUCGAAGAAGUACAGCUUCUAGUUCAAGGCCUAGACGUUCAAGACUCAAAACUUCUAGUCGGCCGAUUUUUUCCAAAGAUGUCUCUGAGGAAGACAGCGAUGAACUGGAGAGUGAGAAGGAGGAGGAGUCAGGGGAGGAAGAGGGGAGAAAUGUGGGCUCACACAAGUCGUUGCCAAGAUCCAGAAACAAGUCGUCGGACAUCAACUCAGGUCUCGUAGAAAACUCAGACGACUUGUCACCCAUACUUGAAGAUGAGGAGGAGAACGAUGAAGAGGAUGAAGAAAGCAGCGACCAGGCGGGAAAAGAAAACGGAGAGGAUGAAGAGGGAUAGGCCGAGUGAGGAGGCCGUGCGUUUGUCUCACCACGUUCUCCGCUCAGUAAGAUCAGAUUGAGAUCGUGAGUGGUCUUUACUGGAGUUCUUUUUUUUGUCUGUUUGCUGUGAUUUCCACUGAAUUUAAAUCACCACCGCUGCUGCUGCUGCUGCCCUCACACAGCGUCCUUUCCAGUUCAGACUUCAUCCUUCCCGUCUAAAACAGUUUACUGCACUUGUCUCCUUGGGUGAGCACUCUGAGUUUCCUUACAACAGGUCUGACACUUCCACGCUGGUCCCAACCCUUUGCUCUCUGUAGGUUGUCUCUCUCGUCUUUGUUAUUUCCCCGUCAGUCCUCCUGUUGCACAAAGGUUCCUUUUCCAACCCAGAUAUUCCUCCUUUUAUCCAUGCUAAUGGUAUAGUAUGCUUGAAGCAUCCCAUACUGUAAGUCACUUUGAUAAAAGACAACAAUCUUUGUGAGGUACUAUGGUACGGUGCAGUAAGGUUCCAAAGUACUUCCUCAGUUUCCUGUCAUUCUCACUGCAGGUUUCAACACUGUCGUCCCUGCAGCCUUGCUGUGGCACAGGAUCUGUGUUUGCUGUGGAUAGUACAUUAUAGUAUAGUAAAGUAUAAUAUACUCUAUACAGUGCACUAUAUAGAGUAUAUUAUAGAUCAGGCAUGGGCAAACGUUUAGACUGGUGGGCCACAAUUGUACUAGAAUUGAACAGGGUAUGUAAAAGGACAUGUAAAAAUUCACAAGUAUCAAAUUCAUAAAUGCUAAAAUGCUUUUAUCAUUUUAUACACCAUCUAUUGGGGAAACGUGGGUAUUGCCGGGAAAAGGCAGAAGUAUAAUUAUAACAUGAAUAAAUGAUUUAAUCUGGAAAACUUUGAGGGCUGGAUUAAAAAGCUGAACGGGCCACAUUCGGCCCGCAGGCCUUAGUUUGCCCAUGCCUGUUAAAGUACAUAGAUGGAAGAUAGCACAUUUAAAUCUUAAAAUGUACCAUCUUCCAUUAUAACACACAUGUUGCUUACAUGGUCAUUAAUGGGAAACUUAAAAUAAAUAAAUUAAAUUCUUCUGACUUAAGGUCCAGCUCUUUUUACAUAUUCUCUACAAGACGUUUUCACAGCUUAUCAACUUCUAAACAUGUACAUAAUUAGUAGCACAUAAAAACACAUCCUAAGAUAACAGUUGGUUUCACUGUACAUACAGUUAUGGUAUGGCAUAUUUGUUUUCAAAUAGUGGGGCAGGGGUGUGGUGAGGUAC
Molecule: messenger RNA, 3587 nt
Organism: Cynoglossus semilaevis (tongue sole)
Lineage: Eukaryota; Metazoa; Chordata; Actinopteri; Pleuronectiformes; Cynoglossidae
Product: RNA polymerase-associated protein LEO1-like
Exons: 1
Coding region: 905-2344 (479 amino acids)
Source: RefSeq, a predicted model, not a curated record